UCAUUUAUCAACCUGUUGGUCACACUGUCCCGGUCCGCGUGUUGAUAAAAAACAUAAAACUGCAAAAUGAAAACACCAAAGGCAAAAGAAUCCAAAAAAGCUGAAUUAAAAGCUGUGAAAAAUGAACCUGGUUUGUCGGAAGACAGCAAGGAGGUCAAGAAGCCCAAGAGCAAGGCCAAGAAGAAGGCACCUAAGGUACCCAAAGAGGAGGUAAAGGCAGCGGUCCAAGAGAGCCCCAAAAAACUGUCCGCCAAGGAUCUGGCUAAAAUCGAGAAAAAGAAGGCCAAAAAGCUGGCUCAGAAGCUAAAGAAGCAACAGAAUAAGGCGCCCUCUAAGGAGGUUAAGCAGGAGGAUUCUGCUUCAGAACCCACCAAAGUAAAGGGCAAACCCAUAAAAAAGGAGGGGGAGAAGUCAAAGCCGGCGGUCGCCAAGGCAAAACCAAAGGGAAAGGCCACCAAAGCCAAGGCCAAUAACAAAGAUGAGGGAGCCGUCAAGAGGGAACGCAAUCCUGCUGACGAGGCAGCCACUGUUUUUGUGGGUAAUCUUCCCAUUAAUACGAAGCGAGUGCAGAUAGUCAAGCUCUUCCAGCCAUACGGAACUGUCCAAUCCAUUCGGCUGCGUACAGCUGGUGGCAAGCUGCUCUUCAAGCACAAACAGCGUAAAGAAGCCGGCUCUCUAAAUGCCUACGUGGUGCUGCAGACUCCAGAGAUUGCCCAGAAGGCACUGGAACUGCACGGCUCCGAGUUCAAGGAUAACCAUCUGCGCGUGACGCCGGCGGCCAAGGCGGUGGAUGAGUGGAACGGGCAGAAUAAGGAGCAGCCCAAUGACAAAGAUGCUAAGCGUACAAUAUUUGUGGGCAGUCUGAAAUACUCGGCCAAUGAGGAAAAGCUGCGUGAGAUCUUCUCCAGCUGCGGUGAGAUCGACUACAUCCGCUGCCUCCAGGAAGGCGUCAAGGGCUGCAAGGGAGUGGCAUACGUAUGCUUCCAGAAACCCGAUGCCGUGGGCUUGGCCUUGGAACUAAAUCAGACCCUUCUGGAUGAUAGACCCAUCAAUGUGGAGCGGUACUCCGUAAAGAAACUGGGUGCCAAGCAGGUGCGCGACGCCGCCGCAGCCGCUGCUGCUUCUAGCACAUCUGGAAAGGCUAAGGCCAAAAAACAGAAUUCUGCUGGGGCAAAGAAACGAUUGGAUAAGAAGAAGGGCAAGGACAAUGGCACGAAGGAGACCAAGGCAGCAGCUGGAAGUGGUCAGAAAAAGAAGUCCGAAUACCGGGGCGUGAAGGUAGACGGCAUCAAGAAGGCCAAGAAGCCGAACAAGAAGAGGAGUAACGACCAACAGCAGGCACUUGCGAAAAAGAUAGCACCCAAGUUAAAGAGUUAAUUUGUUCCUCAGGUUAGGUCUAAGUUCUCUAAUUAGUUGCAAUCCAAUUUCUUUCAAUUUUUAUUCGUUUCUUGUAACGAAGUUGACCACCGAAGUUGACGGGGUAAUUGUUGAAAGAUUACUCGCAAAGAAAGUUAAUAAAUAUCGAUUUUUUAGAAGCAGAAA
Messenger RNA from Drosophila serrata, 1542 nucleotides. RefSeq lists its product as uncharacterized. Gene Ontology annotation, cellular component: nucleolus. Lineage: Eukaryota; Metazoa; Arthropoda; Insecta; Diptera; Drosophilidae. Gene Ontology annotation, biological process: maturation of LSU-rRNA from tricistronic rRNA transcript (SSU-rRNA, 5.8S rRNA, LSU-rRNA). Gene Ontology annotation, molecular function: rRNA binding. The record is from RefSeq and is a predicted model, not a curated record.